AUGGCUCCCAACGCAGGCCUCGUGCACCCAAAGGAAUACGACAUCAAAGACAGCAACGUCGAGCUCAUUGGCACCGAUAUAGACCACCAGGUCAAGUACAAUUCGGCAGUAUCCGUGCCAGCCUGGCACGCCAACGAUGUAGGCACCGCGGCUGGUCUUCACAUCUGGCGCAUUGAGGAGUUCCAGGUCGUCGCCUGGCCCAAGGACAAGUACGGCCAGUUCUACGACGGCGACAGCUACAUUGUCCUGCACUCGUACAAGGUUAGCGACGACAAGCUGGGCCACGACAUCUUCUUCUGGCUGGGCAACCACACCACCCAGGAUGAGGCGGGCACCGCGGCCUACAAGACCGUCGAGCUGGACGAGUUUCUCCACGGCGCGGCCACACAGCACCGGGAAGUGCAGCGUGCGCCGUCGGACGACUUCCUGUCUCUGUUCCCGCGCAUAUCCAUUCGUUCGGGUGGUGUCCGGUCUGGCUUCCGCCACGUGGAGGAGGAAAUGAAGGAGGAGAUCCUCACACUUCUGCGCGUGUUCAAGAACCCAAGUGCCGGCGCCAACGGGUUGGUUGUGCACGAAGUGGAGCCCACUUGGAGAAGCCUGGACGACGGCGAUGUCUUUGUGUUGGACACUGGCGACAAGAUCUGGGUGUGGCAGGGCAAGGGCUGCAGUCCCAUGGAGAAGGCCAAGGCAGCACAGGUUGUCCACGACAUGACCCUCGCCAAGCACGUCGACGUCGAGGUCCUGACACAGGCAGAGUCGCGAUCCAAGCGGAUCGUCGACCUGCUAGGCGGAAAUGAAGAGACGCCCAUGGACGGAUUCAAGGCCAGCCGACCUUUGGCCCCGGCUCGCAAAGCCGGACAGGAGGGGACGAGCAAGAAGCUUUUCCGUCUGAGCGAUGCUUCGGGUGAGCUGACCUUUGACCUGGUCAAGGACGGCCCCACACUCUCCACGGACGAUCUCGAUGGGAACGACGUGUUCAUCCUUGAUGAUGGUGGUCAGGCCGUCUGGGUUUGGGAGGGACAAGGGGCCAGUAAGGCGGAGAAGUCCAAGUGGUUGCAUGUUGCGAGGAUGUACAUCAACUGGCUGACCAGCCAAGACGAUGAUGCCUAUCUCAUACCAUUGGCAAAGGUCAACGAGGGUCACGAGAGUCGUUCUUUUUUGAAAGCGAUUGAAGCAUAG
Emericellopsis atlantica is the source of this 1179-nucleotide messenger RNA. RefSeq names its product gelsolin. Bases 1 to 1179 code for a protein of 392 amino acids. The transcript has a single exon. Lineage: Eukaryota; Fungi; Ascomycota; Sordariomycetes; Hypocreales; Bionectriaceae. Gene Ontology annotation, molecular function: actin filament binding. The record is from RefSeq and is a predicted model, not a curated record.